CUGUAGCGGAAGUGACGUAAAAAUCCACAUCCGCAGAGUGUAGCCUUUACGGACAAACUAACAAAUUCAGCCAAUAAAAGAGAAAAAAAUAAUAAAUAAGGCUACCUGGAAACUGCAAAGCUUCUCCCGUUCGUGACGUCGUGAUUAAUGUCUCUCUUUAUCAUUAACAGGUACCUCGGCGACAAUGAGCGUCCAGCCUCCAAAUCUCAGUCUGAGGCUUUGCUGCAGAAGCUGCAGCAGAAAGCAGAAUGGAAGCAGAGACAGACUCUGAAGGAGCGAGAAGAACACCAACGUGAAGACCAGACGGAGCAGAAGAAGCCUAAAAAGAGGAAAUCUAAGGAUGUUGGGUUUAACGAAGAUGAUUCUGAAAACCAUAAUGAGGCUGUAGAACUGAGGAGGAAGGAAGGUGGAGAAAAACGGACGAAGAGAGAUGUUUCAGAGGAUCCCAUCAAAGAUGCUGCAGACUCAGAGGACAAGCCGGCAGAGCCAGAAGAGUCCUCUCCCGCCCACACUGGGUUCACCGUCCUGGGAGACUUUGAGCACAAACCUUCUUCAAAGGUUCACCGAGUGCUGCCGCAGUGGCUUGCCCAACCUGAUGCUAUCUGCCGGGACAUCAAAAACAACUUACUUCCUGUUUGUGUUGAAUCACCACUCUGUCCUCAACUCCAGAAAAAGCUGCAGGAUAACGGAGUUCAUCACUUCUUUCCAGUGCAGGCAGAGGUGAUCCCGGCUAUCCUGGACGCCGCGCAGCACGGAUCCCUGCUGGGAAGAGGCGGCUUCAGGCCCAGAGACAUCUGUGUGUCUGCGCCAACAGGCAGCGGCAAAACGCUGGCGUUUGUCCUACCUGUCAUACAGGUUCUGAUGACCCGGAUGGUGUGUGAAGUCCGGGCUUUAGCCGUGUUGCCGACCAAAGAACUCGCCCAGCAGGUCUACAAAGUGUUCGGGACGUACGCUGAGGGAACCCCUCUGAGAGUGUUGAUGCUGGCCGGACAGAAGUCCUUCGCCGCAGAGCAGGCGUCUCUCUCAGAGAUCAGAGGCGGCGUGCGGCGCAGCACGGCAGACAUCAUCGUGGCCACUCCGGGUCGGCUGGUCGAUCACAUCAACAAAAACUCAGGCUUGUGUCUGCAGCAGCUCAGGUUCCUUAUCAUUGACGAGGCGGACAGGAUGAUCGACAGUAUGCACCAGUCCUGGCUCAGUCUGGUGACGAGGGCCGUCUACGGACCAGAAACCACCAAGCUCCUGGGGAGGACGGAACCAGCAUGUAUCACAGCAGCGAGUCUUUCUCCACCUCAGAUGCCGCUGCAGAAGCUGCUGUUCUCCGCCACGCUCACUCAGAACCCAGAGAAGCUGCAGCAGCUGGGACUCCAUCAGCCGCGACUCUUCAGCUCCGCCCACAGCAAUGACCCUCCGGCAGACGCCACCGCCCUCAAACCGGAGCGCUUCGACUUCCCUCAGGGGCUCACGGAGUACUAUGUGCCAUGCACCCUCAGCAAGAAGCCACUUCUCAUCCUCCACUUCAUCCUGCGAAUGAAGCUUCAUCCCAUCCUGUGCUUCACCAACUCUAGAGAGACCGCCCACAGGCUUUAUCUGUUGGUGCAGCUCUUCGGUGGAGUUCAGGCAGCUGAGUUCUCCUCCCGGCUCUCCCCAAAUGAGAGGAAGAGGACGCUGAAGGAAUUUGAUCAGGGAAAGAUCCAGCUCCUCAUCAGCACAGAUGCAGCUGCUAGAGGAAUCGACAUCCCAGGGGUCAAGUGUGUGGUGAACUAUGACGCUCCACAGUUCAUCAGGAUGUACAUUCACAGGGUUGGAAGAACAGCAAGAGCCGGGAAAUCUGGCCUGGCCUUCACUUUCCUGCUGAGAGUGCAGGAGAAGAGGUUUCUCCAGAUGGUGCAGGAGGCUGGAAGUCCUGGACUGCAGAAGCAGAUAGUGAAGCCGGAGAGUCUGAAGAGCAUGGAGGAGCGCUACGAAGGAACUCUGCAGGAGCUGGCUGGUGUCGUCAAGAAAGAGAAGACCAGAUGACAUCAUUCAACCCAAAAUACGUUUUAUUUUUAAUAAAGAUGCAUUUAAUCUGGG
This is a messenger RNA of Oryzias latipes (Japanese medaka), 2070 nucleotides long. It is a transcript of the gene ddx51, whose product is annotated as DEAD (Asp-Glu-Ala-Asp) box polypeptide 51. The record is from RefSeq and is a predicted model, not a curated record. Gene Ontology annotation, molecular function: ATP binding; nucleic acid binding. Lineage: Eukaryota; Metazoa; Chordata; Actinopteri; Beloniformes; Adrianichthyidae.